Messenger RNA from Topomyia yanbarensis, 1306 nucleotides. RefSeq names its product arginine-hydroxylase NDUFAF5, mitochondrial. Gene Ontology annotation, biological process: mitochondrial respiratory chain complex I assembly. Gene Ontology annotation, cellular component: mitochondrion. The coding region runs from base 276 to 1244 and encodes 322 amino acids. The record is from RefSeq and is a predicted model, not a curated record. Lineage: Eukaryota; Metazoa; Arthropoda; Insecta; Diptera; Culicidae. The transcript is spliced from 2 exons. Gene Ontology annotation, molecular function: S-adenosylmethionine-dependent methyltransferase activity.
ACCGUGAACGGUCUCAGCCGUCAAGUAAUUGACAUAGCAAAGAAAAUAAAAUAAAAUAAUUUUGCGAUAACAUUAUGAUUUUAUAGGUAAAAAUACUUCGAAUAGAAUAUGGAAUAUAACGAAUAUCCCAAAAUUUCCUCAUUGGUCCCUUUAAAGAAACGAGGCAAUAUAAUUUGAUUUUGUUUUCAUCUGUGGUAAUAAAUAUUCAAUAAUAAGUAUUCAGGUGAAUUGCUGAUACUGAUAGCAGCAGAUGUUAACUAGUGCUUCUGUCAACAAUGUUUCUCGUAACAAAGUUACCCAAAACAUUGUUAAACUAUAUCUUAGCACGCUCAUACUGUGUUCCAGUAGUUAGCAUUUUCGACAGGAAUGUUAAACGACUACAGAGAGAACGGGCCGCCAAAAGAGAGGAUGUUGAGCUGUACGAUUACAUUAAGGAUGAAAUUGGCUUUCGAUUGUCGGAUCGAAUUUUCGACGUGCAGCGACAGUUUAGGAAUGCUGUAGAUUUGGGUGCAGGUCGCGGAUAUGUCACAAAUCACGUGCUUGGGGAAUCCGUUGAAAAACUAACUGUGGUGGACAUGAGCCCAACAAUGCUGUCACAGAUAAAAGGAACACCGGGGCUUAAUUUUAGUGUGCGCGUUUUGGAUGAGGAAAAGUUUGACUUUGAAAAAGAAAGUCUCGAUUUGGUAGUUUCCAGCUUGAGUCUGCACUGGAUUAAUGAUCUGCCGGCGUGUUUCCGUGCUAUAAAUGAAGCGCUGGUCCCGGAUGGAGUAUUCAUGGGAACCAUGUUUGGUGGAGAGACGCUAUAUGAACUGAGGUCUUCGCUGCAAUUAGCUGAACAAGAACGAAGAGGAGGCCUCUCUCCGCAUAUAUCACCAUUUACACAAAUAAGAGACGUCGGUAUGUUAUUAAAUCGUUCGAAUUUCACUAUGCUGACCAUCGAUACCGAUGAAAUUGUCGUUGGUUACCCGACAAUGUUUGAGCUGAUGGGUGACCUGAAGGGAAUGGCUGAAAAUAAUGCUGCAUUUAGCCGGCCAUUGCAUCUAAGCCGAGACGUUAUGCUAGCAGCGGCUGCUAUAUACCAGGAUAUGUAUGGGAAAGAAGACGGAAUUGCAGCUACCUUUCAGGUGAUUUAUUUUGUCGGUUGGAAACCAUGUCCCACGCAGCCUAAACCACUGGAACGAGGAUCGGCAGAUAUUUCGUUAAAGGAUUUGGCCAAAAUAGUUGGACCGAAAAAAAGCAAGUAGUGACGAGUGUUCGUGAAUAUUUAUUAUUUUAUUGAUAAUAGAAUUAAAGAAAGGAACAAAUA